GAACCGGCUCCCCAAGAGGCUGUUGCGUGGAGACAGACUCAUGAGAGCUUUGCAUGCUCUCCAGCGCAGGAGUCUGAAUAGCAAGAGUGAGGCUGGAGAGAAAAACCGUUCUGGGGCUGGACCCAGCAACUGCUCCAUGAAUCUCACUGGACCUGCCUGCCGCCCAGAAAUGACCACUUGCAUUUCUCCAUGCUUCACCUGGUGGGGAGACAGGUAGCCUGGGACAGCCUGCCAAGGAAGGACCUCCCUGAGUCUCUCAUCCCCUGGCUGAAGUCUCUGUCUUCCCAGCGGUGGCUGUGUCCACCCACACGUGCAGUUGGUACCCGCAUCCCAGGCUGAAGAAGUCAAGAAACCAGCAGCUGGGUGAGUGGUAGCCUUCAGAUAAGCGUCUGUGUCUCUGUGGGGACUCCCAGGGCCCCCCCGCACAUGGGACACCUGUCCACUGUCCACCAUGGACAACGGGUCGUGCUGCCUCAUCGAGGGGGACCCCAUCUCUCAGGUGAUGCCACCGCUGCUGAUCCUGGCCUUCGUGCUGGGCGCACUGGGCAAUGGCAUGGCCCUCUGUGGUUUCUGCUUUUACAUGAAGACCUGGAAGCCGAGCACUAUUUACCUUUUUAACCUGGCCGUGGCCGACUUCCUUCUCAUGAUCUGCCUGCCCUUCCGGACAGACUACUACUGGAGACACAGGCAAUGGGCCUUUGAGGACAUUCCGUGUCGGGUGGCGCUCUUCAUGCUGGCCAUGAACAGGGCUGGGAGCAUCAUCUUCCUCACUGUGGUGGCGGUGGACAGGUACUUCAAAGUGGUCCACCCCCACCACGUGCUGAACACCAUCUCCAACCGGACAGCGGCUGGCAUCGUCUGUGCCCUUUGGAUCAUGGUCAUCCUGGGCACUCUCUACCUUUUGAUGGAGAACCAUCUGUGCGUGCAUGAGAAGACCAUAUCUUGUGAGAGCUUCAUCAUGGAGUCAGCCAAUGGCUGGCACGACAUCAUGUUCCAGCUGGAGUUCUUCCUCCCUCUCGGCAUCAUCCUGUUCUGCUCCUUCAAGAUUAUUUGGAGUCUGAAGCAGAGGCGGCAGCUGGCCAGGCAGACUCGGAUGAAGAAGGCUACCCGGUUCAUCAUGGUUGUGGCGGUUGUGUUCAUCACGUGCUACCUGCCCAGCGUGUCGGCCAGACUCUAUUUCCUCUGGACUGUGCCCUCGAGUGCCUGCGACCCCUCUGUCCACGUAGCCCUCCACAUCACCCUCAGCUUCACCUACAUGAACAGCAUGCUGGAUCCUCUGGUGUAUUAUUUUUCGAGUCCUGUAUUCCCCAAAUUCUACACCAAGCUCAAGAUCCGCGGUUUGCGACCAAAGAGUCCAGGGCACUCCAAGACCCAGAGGCCGGAAGAGAUGCCAAUCCCAAAGCUCUGUCGCAAGAGUUGUGUCCAUGUGGCAAACAGCUUCCAGAGCCAAUCCAAUGAGCAGCAGGAUCUUCAAAUGUGUGGAAUGGCACUGAAACAGGCAGACAGUCAAGACCCAAGGAGGACAGACGAACGGACUUAGAAAUAGUUCAUGCCAAGGGGGUGAGAAGGCUUUGAAAAUGCCACCCUUCCUCAGCUGUAUCCUCCUCACUCUAUCUGGAAGUGGAAUCCAGGUCACUGUGGCUUUUUGGAAGGUUCCAGUUGAGAAGUGAGUGGGUUACCUUUCUAGGACCCAGUUACAAGGACAGGACAGUAUGUGCACAGAACGGAGCGUGUGUGUAUUGGGUGGGGCUAUGGCAAGAGCUCAGUUCCUGGGCAGUUUCAAGUGGCUGAGUAAAUAGGUACCAAUAUGUACACCGGACAUAUCCUUUUCCUGGGAGCAUCAGUGAACUUAAUGACUUAGCAGUAUUUCCUAUCCUCUGACCUUAAGUUGUUACUUGUUUUGGAAAGUAGAUUCCAGAGUAAGUCAACAGCUUGAUAUUAGGCUGAGUGAGGCUCUUCAGAGGGAGUUGUCUUGAUCCUGACGAAUUUCAUCUUCACAGGGCCUCUCUGUAUGGCUCUGAUUUCUCAGUAGCCCAAGAAGAAGGGCAGCAAAACCAUCUGCUCUGAUCUUCUCUGACCUCUGCAUUUUUCUGCAAGCCUUUGCAUUUCAAAGAAGGUGCUGAGGGAUAUGUUUCCAGGGAGAGCUGAGCGCUUGAAAAAAAAUCCCAUUGGCCUUUGCAAAGGGCUGAGCCCAGGGUGAUUGCUUCUGACUGCUUGUUAUAUGACUACGAGUUGAGAUUACUUAUUCAUUCAUUUUCCAAGUAUCUACUGAAUUCAUAUACAUGCUGGGCACUGUGCUAGUCUCCCUUUUACCUGGAGGGUUGUUAGUUAAGCCCUGUGUGACAGCAAAGUAUCUGGGGGCGGGGGGGGGGCAAACAGAAAGGUUAAUACUCUCUCUCUUACUAACCUCUCAGGGAAUAUAGUUUCUAGACCUGUUCAUUGCAAACAUCAGUAUGUUCCUCUCGUUUCAGAUUUCUGUACAAACACUAAAGGGUGGGAAGGGUGAUGCCCCUUAUGCACAUGAAUUUCCCACACGUGUACUUGGAGCCCUCAAAACUGAAUGAUUCUAUGAAAUGACAGGCUGCCCCGGCCCUGGAUUAGGGGGAAGGAGUCCAAGCCAUCUUUAGCUCUGUUCUCAAGCCACAGAGUGGUGAAAGUCAUUCUUGGCUCUUUUGUUUACACAUUCUCAAAUUUCCAGGGUACUCUCUGCCCCAGAUGACCUUACCAGAUUUUAGUUCUUUGGCCUUGAAACACUCCUAUCAGCUGUUUUUAUUAUUUCCUUUUGCAGAGGCACUCCAUACCCAGCAAUGAAAAGUAUGGGCUCUGGAAAGUCAGAUGAACCUAAAUUUGAAUCCCUGCUCAACCACUUACUAGGUGUAUAAUCUGAGGACAGGUUUUUUUUUAAGAAAUUUAUUUUUUUAUUGGUGUUCAAUUUGCCAACAUAUAGAAUAACACCCAGUGCUCAUCUCGUCAAGUGCCCACCUCAGUGUCUGUCACCCAGUCGCCCCCACCUCCCACCCACCUCCCCUUUCACUACCCCUAGUUCGUUUCCCAGAGUUAGGCGUCUCUCAUGUUCUGUCUCCCUCUCUGAUUUUUCCCACUCAUUUUUUCUCCUUUCCUCUUUAUUCCCUUUCACUAUUUUUUAUAUUCCCCAAAUGAAUGAGACCAUAUAAUGUUUGUCCUUCUCCGAUUGACUAACUUCACUCAGCAUAAUACCCUCCAGGUCCAUCCACGUCGAAGCAAAUGGUGGGUAUUUGUCAUUUCUAAUGGCUGAGGAAUAUUCCAUUGUAUACAUAGACCACAGCUUCCUUAUCCAUUCAUCUUUCGAUGGACACCGAGGCUCCUUCCACAGUUUGGCUAUUGUGGACAUUGCUGCUAGAAACAUCGGGGUGCAGGUGUCCCGGCGUUUCACUGCAUCUGUCUCUUUGGGGUAAAUCCCCAGCAGUGCAACUGCUCGGUCGUAGGGCAGAUCAAGUUUUAACUCUUUGAGGAACCUCCACACAGUUUUCCAGAGUGGCUGCACCAGUUCACAUUCCCACCUGAGGGCAGAUUUUAUUUAAACCUUCAGCUUCCAUUUUUUUCAUAUGUCAAACAGAAGUAACAAUAACGUAGAUGUCAAGAGGUUGGUGGGCAGAUUCCAUGAACGUAAGCUCCCGAAGCACAGGGGUGCUUUUUAAAAUUUUUUUUAAAUUUAAAUUCAAUUUGCCAUUAUAUAGUAUAACACUCACUCCCCAUCCCAUCAAGUGCCCUCCUUAGUGCCUGUCACCCAGUCACCCCAUCCCCCCACUCACCUCCCCUUCUGCAACCCUUUGUUUCCCAGAGUUAGGAGUCUCUCAUGGUUUGUCUUCAAGCAUAGGGAUUCUGUUCACUGUUAUGCCUCCAGUGCCUAGAAGAGUGCCCGCACAUAGGUGCUCAAUACACAAGUGCAGAUGGAGCAUUAAGUUCUGUGUCUGGCAGGAAGUACUCAAUAUUAUGACUUCUGACAUUAAUGCAGUUUGCACACAAAGAUGAUGAGGCAUAGAAGCCAUUUCCCUCGGAGUUUGCCACCCCAAGUAGCUGCUGUACUGUCACUACCUGAAUUUCCUCACUCCCCAGCUGCCUGGGGAGGAGUGAAAGCAGGAUUCUUAUCUGCCUCAGAGAACCAUAUAUCCUCCAAAAAGAAAUCUGUGGAAGCCCCACACUUCUGCUUUUGAUUCUAUCCCUGCUCAUAAUUCAUUCCUGGGCUGCUCCUCUGUUGCUUCAUUUUAAU
Nyctereutes procyonoides (raccoon dog) is the source of this 4249-nucleotide messenger RNA. It is a transcript of the gene HCAR1, whose product is annotated as hydroxycarboxylic acid receptor 1. Gene Ontology annotation, biological process: G protein-coupled receptor signaling pathway. Gene Ontology annotation, molecular function: G protein-coupled receptor activity. Gene Ontology annotation, cellular component: membrane. The transcript has 2 exons. The coding region runs from base 452 to 1540 and encodes 362 amino acids. NCBI's taxonomy places the organism in Eukaryota, Metazoa, Chordata, Mammalia, Carnivora, Canidae. The record is from RefSeq and is a predicted model, not a curated record.